AUGUCUGCAGCACGUGGUGAUGAGGAGGAGGAAGAAGAAGAGAAAGUGCUGUUGGCAAAGAGCAAGGGGAAGCAACACAUGGUUGCUGCUGUUAAUGCUGAGGAGGAGGAGGAGGAGGAGGAGGAGGAGGAUGAGGGUAGUGGGGUUGAGCAGUUGUCUGGUCCCUCAAUGAUGACCCCUCGUCUGUCUCACAAGGUGGCGGCCCCUUCAGCAGAAUCAUCCAGGGGACCUCAGUAUUUGGCGGUGGUGUUGAGGAAGGAGAUCAAGGCCUUGGAGGAAGAGUUGGCAAUGGAGAAGGCACACUCCAGCUGUAUCGAAGAGUGGCGAAAUUAUUACAAGCUCAAGUUCCUGGUGGUGGAGGCAGAGGACAUCCAAAUGUAG
Messenger RNA from Laccaria bicolor S238N-H82, 381 nucleotides. RefSeq lists its product as uncharacterized. The transcript has a single exon. The coding region runs from base 1 to 381 and encodes 126 amino acids. The record is from RefSeq and is a predicted model, not a curated record. NCBI's taxonomy places the organism in Eukaryota, Fungi, Basidiomycota, Agaricomycetes, Agaricales, Hydnangiaceae.